Messenger RNA from Bufo bufo (common toad), 1562 nucleotides. RefSeq names its product myosin regulatory light chain interacting protein (gene MYLIP). Gene Ontology annotation, cellular component: cytoskeleton. The coding region runs from base 186 to 1517 and encodes 443 amino acids. The transcript has 7 exons. Gene Ontology annotation, molecular function: ubiquitin-protein transferase activity. The record is from RefSeq and is a predicted model, not a curated record. NCBI's taxonomy places the organism in Eukaryota, Metazoa, Chordata, Amphibia, Anura, Bufonidae. Gene Ontology annotation, biological process: ubiquitin-dependent protein catabolic process.
UCGAGCUCCUUAUUCCCUUGUGUGGAGGCUGCUGCCAGCAGGCGCCUUCCUGCGUUCCGUCCUCUACAUGCAGAUACCCCCGGGGGUGCCCGGCUACCACACAGGCCGCUCGCGGAGAAGGGGGCACAGCUCUUCAGGUCGCUGUAUAGUUUUAUCCAUAGAGAGAAGGCGCCCUCUGUGCCAGCAUGCUGUGCUAUGUGACGAGACCGGACUCGGUGGUCAUGGAGGUGGUGGUGGAUGCCAAGGCUAAUGGGGAGGACUGCCUCAAUCAGGUUUGUGAACGACUGGGCAUUAUUGAAGUGGAUUACUUUGGCUUACAGUUCAUUGGAAGUAAAGGAGAAAGUCUAUGGCUGAAUCUGCGAAACCGGAUAUCCCAGCAGAUGGACGGGCUGGCUCCCUUCAGGAUGAAGCUAAGAGUCAAGUUCUUUGUGGAGCCCCAUCUCAUUCUUCAAGAGCAGACCAGGCACAUGUAUUUCGUGCACAUAAAGGAUGAUCUCCUGGCUGGUCGUCUGCAGUGUUCCCCAGAGCAAGCGGUAGAGCUGAGUGCAUUGAUCGCCCAGUUAGAGUAUGGAGAUUAUAAUCAGAACACUGCUCGAUACCAGAAUCUCUGUGCAAAGGAGCUUGAAACGACGACAUUAGAAAGUAUUAUUGAAAAGCACAAAGGCUUGGAAGGACUAAGCCAGGCAUCGGCGGAGUACCAGGUCCUUCAGAUCAUAUCCACGCUGGAAAACUACGGGGUGGAGUGGCAUUCCGUACGAGACUCGGAAGGACAAAAGCUUGUAAUAGGAAUAGGCCCUGAAGGUGUAUCCAUUUGCAAAGAAGACUUCAGUCCAAUGAAUAGGAUUACAUACCCUGUUAUCCAGAUGGCAACACAGUCAGGAAAGAAUGUAUACUUGACAAUAACCAAGGAGUCUGGAAAUAGUUUGGUCCUCCUUUUUAAAGUGAUCAGCACCAGAGCAGCCAGCGGCCUUUACAGAGCAAUCACCGAAACGCAUGCGUUUUACAGGUGUGACACUGUUACCAGCGCCGUUAUGAUGCAGUACAGCCGAGAUCUUAAAGGACAUUUGGCUUCGUUAUUUUUAAAUGAUAAUAUCAAUGUUGGCAAGAAAUAUGUGUUUGACAUUAAAAGGACAUCAAAGGAGGUUUACGACCAUGCACGAAGAGCCUUGUACAAUGCUGGCAUUAUGGAUCUGUACCCGAGGAAUGACCAUAGUGGGCAGGGUUCCCCCCUUAAGACCUCUGAAAGUACUCUUGACUGUAACAGCUGCGAGAGCCUCAGCUGUCAGCAAACAAAGGCGCUGCAGGAGAAGCUGAGGAAACUGAAGGAAGCCAUGCUGUGCAUGGUGUGCUGUGAAGAGGAAAUUAAUUCUGCCUUCUGCCCGUGUGGGCAUAUGGUGUGCUGCGAGGGAUGUGCCACCCAAUUGCAGUCUUGUCCAGUUUGCCGGGCUUCGGUGGAUCACGUUCAGCACGUUUAUUUGCCAACACACACAAGCUUGUUAAAUCUGACUGUUAUUUAAGAAGAAAAACAUCGUGAAGCCUUGGACACUUUUUAAUAAUAAAAA